Musa acuminata subsp. malaccensis (wild Malaysian banana) is the source of this 1893-nucleotide messenger RNA. Its product is annotated as UDP-glycosyltransferase 73C3. The record is from RefSeq and is a predicted model, not a curated record. Gene Ontology annotation, molecular function: UDP-glucosyltransferase activity. NCBI's taxonomy places the organism in Eukaryota, Viridiplantae, Streptophyta, Magnoliopsida, Zingiberales, Musaceae.
CAUGUCGUCUUCUUUUUCUGGCUCGCUUGUCUUCUUAUUGCAUCUCCAUCGACUCCAUGCCUGUAAUUGAAUUCUCUUUGUCAACAAGUAGUAGAUGGCGUAAUGGCACUCGUCAUCUAAUGUCCUUAUAGGAGUAGCUCUGUGACCGUGUUCUUAACCAAUACUCACUCCUAGUCACCAAUUCACCUUCAAGCGGCCAUGGAGGACAGCGGCUCCGGUCACCGACAGCUCCACUUCGUCCUGCUCCCAUGGCUCGGGACGAGCCACACGAUACCCAUGAUCGACAUCGGCCGCAUGCUGGCCGAGCGUGGUGUGGCCGUCACCGUCGUCAUGACGCCGGCCAACGCCGCCCGGCUGAGUCCAACCAUCUCCCACAUCGCCGACUCCGGCCUCGCGAUCCGCUUCGUCACCCUUCCCUUCCCCUCUGCUGAGGCAGGAUUACCGGAGGGCUGCGAGAGCUUCGACAGCCUCCCCUCCUUUGACAUGGUGCCCAACCUCUACUACGCUUCCAAGCUACUGCGGCACCCCCUGGAGGUUCUGCUCCGUGAUCUGACGGUUGCCCCGAGCUGCAUCGUGUCCGGCAUGUUCUACUCCUGGACUCCGGCGGUCGCUCGGGAGCUCGGCGUUCCAUGCUUCAUCUUCCAUGGCUUCGGCGCCUUUGCGCUCUUUUGCAUGCACAACCUCUACUGUUACAAGCCUCACGAGAGCGUGUCGUCGCCGACCGAGCCCUUCGCGAUCCCGGACUUGCCGUUUCCGUUCGAGAUCACGAGGCAGCGGCUCCCAAUCCAAUUCCAGUUGCUGCCUCGGUUCAUGGAGAUGUGCGAGGAGGGCAGAGAGGGUGAACUGGCGAUGGACGGCAUCAUCGUCAACAGCUUCGACGAGUUGGAGCCGGGAUACGCUGCACGCUUAGCGGUGGCCUCCGGAAAGGAGGUCCGCCCCAUCGGCCCGGUGUCGCUGUUCUGCAGGGGGAGCUCCGACAUGGCCGCGAGGGGCCAGAAGCCGUCCGUGGAAGCAAGCCGAUGCAUGCAGUGGCUGGAUUCGAUGAAGCCACGGUCUGUGGUGUACGUCAGUUUCGGCAGCCUGGCCAGAUUUGCGCCCGCUCAACUGAUGGAACUCGGCCAUGGGCUGCUCGCUUCAAGACGACCCUUCAUCUGGGUCAUCAAUGGCGCGGAAUCGCUGUCAGAGGAAGUGGAGCAGUGGCUGCAAGAGAAGCUUGAGAUCAAGGAGGUCGACUCAAGGUGUCUCUUGAUCCGUGGCUGGGCGCCGCAGGUGAUGAUCCUGUCGCACCCGGCGGUGGGAGGAUUCAUGACGCACAGCGGGUGGAACUCGACGCUGGAGAGCGCAAGCGCGGGCGUGCCGGUGGCGAGCUGGCCGCUGUUCGCCGACCAGUUCAUCAACCAGAAGCUGAUCGUGGACGUGCUCGGGAUCGGAGUCGCGGUCGGCGUGGACACUUCCGUGGAGCUGAAGCAGGCGCCGGAGGACGGGGCGUCGGUCACGAGGGACGAAGUGGCGGAGGCUAUCGAGAGGUUGAUGGGGGGAGGGGAGGAGGGAGAAGAGAGGAGGAGGAAAGCCAAAGAACUCGCGGAGGAAGCAAGAAAAGCUGUGGCCAAGUGUGGUUCUUCCUACGAUAACUUGACGCUGCUGAUUGAAUCUGUAGCACAGAAAGCGAAGAAGAAUUAAUCCGGAGAUGAAUGCUUUAUUUGAAGGAUUAGAUGAUGAUGAUGAAGAGAGUUCUUCUGUGAUCAAUAUCCAAAUCCUUCUUAGAUCCGACAUCAAAGAAAUGGUUGUCUACAUUCCUUGUUUCAUUCAUGCAUUCAUUUCUCAUGAAUGGGUUGGUCAAACAGAGUCUUACCUAGAACAUUAAUAUUAAUCUUGUGGUGGUGUUAUCAUCAA